AUGCAGUCCACUCUCGUGUCCAUGCUCGCCAUUGCUGGCGCUGUCUCCGCCGCUCCUCUCCAGAGCCGCGAUGUCCAAUGGGUCGACGCUUCCGAAGUCUCUUCCUGGAACAACAGCCUGGUGGACGGGUGGGCUGGUCAGGUCAUCACCGACUACCAGCCUUACCUCAAGGUCGUCACCGGCUGUGUGCCUUUCCCCGUCGUGACCGAGGAUGGCAAGGUCGGCUCCGGCCUCAAGCCCACUGGAGCCAUGUCUGGCGAUUGCGACUCCAGCACCGGACAGGUCUACGCUCGCAGUGGCUGGUUGAACAACGGCCACUGGAGCAUCAUGUACAGCUGGUACUUCCCCAAGAACCAGAACAAGGACCUCCUGCCCUCGGAAGGUCACCGCCACGACUUCCAGAACGUCAUCAUCUACUUCAACAACGACGAUGACGACUUCGCUCACAACCCCCCUGUUGGUGUUGCAUACAGCAGCGGCUCCGACAGCGCCUACACCAAGCUCAAGCCCGGCAGCGACGCCGCCCCGGUCUUCCAGGACAACACCCACCUCUACGUCCAGUACGACCGCGCCAGCGAGGACCCCAAGCUUCACAUCCUCGCCUCCACCGAGGAGGCCGGUGGCCAGCAGCCCGUCGUCCAGUGGGGCGCCUUCACUGACGCUGCCCAGCGGGCUAUUGCCACCGCUGACUUCGGCGAGGGCGUCACGGUACCUUUCAUCGAUGCCAACUUCCAGAACAACGUGGAGGCUGGAUUUGACGCCGGCUUCUUUGCUUAA
Molecule: messenger RNA, 777 nt
Organism: Diaporthe amygdali
Lineage: Eukaryota; Fungi; Ascomycota; Sordariomycetes; Diaporthales; Diaporthaceae
Product: 25 kda protein elicitor
Exons: 2
Coding region: 1-777 (258 amino acids)
Source: RefSeq, a predicted model, not a curated record